Messenger RNA from Trypanosoma grayi, 789 nucleotides. RefSeq lists its product as hypothetical. Bases 1 to 789 code for a protein of 262 amino acids. NCBI's taxonomy places the organism in Eukaryota, Euglenozoa, Kinetoplastea, Trypanosomatida, Trypanosomatidae. The transcript has a single exon. The record is from RefSeq and is a predicted model, not a curated record.
AUGCGUCUCUUCGCGACCCUCGUAGAUUUGGAGCGGGACACAUCGUGCGGAGACGCAGCGAAUGCGUUUCAGGCUGCACCAACGGCGGUGCUCUUCUCCCAUAUUGGCGUCGUGGUCCGCUUCGUCCUGGACUCGGCGAAAGCCUGCACUGACAAUGUCGAGGUGAAGUGCAACGGUGUGCAUUUCUUUCGCCGAUGUGCGUCGUUCCCGGAAAAUGUGCCGGUGCUGCUGCAGCACGGUGUCUAUGCUUACUUGGCGGCCGCGCUGCCUAACGCGACGCGUGUGCCUGAACUGUUCGUGGAGCUGACCGAGGCAAUCGCCGCCUUUUGCCCCCUACUGGACCCACUGCAGCGCCGUAGCCUUGUCCUCGUGGUGCGCCGUGUACUGCUGAUGACAGCAUCACCAUUUUUUAUUUCACUCUGUACAGCUGUUCUGGUGCGGCUGCUACAGGCGGCUCCGGGGGGCGAUACAGAGNUGAUGACAGCAUCACCAUUUUUUAUUUCACUCUGUACAGCUGUUCUGGUGCGGCUGCUACAGGCGGCUCCGGGGGGCGAUACAGAGCCGCGCUGGCGGGAGGAAAGCACUCCAGACGUGGCGGAGGCGCAAGGGGGUUUGGUGCACAGCAGUUCCACUGCGUUGCGUGAUGAUGACAUCCGUACAUUUAUGGUUGAGAGCUCCAUUCCGCAGCUGCUUUGUCAUGCAGCCGAUGCCCUUGGCGAGGACGACGCGACGCUGCGACGCACUGUGGCCGAGGCCAUUGGACUACUUACUCGUUUUCACUGGCGAUGA